GCAUGCGCCCUCUAGAGAUUAGCUGGAGAAAACAAGAAAAGAUGGCUUUUUCUUCGGCUUGAAAACAUUUUUAUUUUAAAUAGUUGGUUAAUUAAUACUUAAAGCUUUUACAUUUCGUGCAUUUAAUUGUGUUUAAAUAAUUGAAAUUUACUUAGAUUGUGUAAGCAUGUUAGUUUGCAUUUAAUCUAGUGUUCAGUCCAAGGCUAGGCCAACUGUAGCCUAGCUAGAGGGUCUACUAGAGAGGCCAAAGCUUGGAGUCUGCCCCAUCGGCAUCACUAUGUGUUUACAAGGAGGGCAGUACCGGAUUACAGUACAGGGCCUAGCUAACUAGGGUACUGUAAAAUUGGAACAUGGGAAGCCACAAGAAGAAAUCUAGACGCCACUCCAGAUCAAGGAGUAGAAGCAGCGACGAUCAUAAAUCGCGUCAGAAGUCACGAAAGACCCGCAGAAGAUCAUCAUCUUCAAGUAGCAAUGAUUCACCAUAUAGAGGGGGCCGCUCGUCCAAGUCAUCGAGGUACAGGUCGCCAUCACGAUCCCACUCUCCAUCUAGGCGUAGAAGGUCACGAAGUAGGUCAUAUGAUGACUAUGCAAGACGACGGCGAAGAUCGAGAUCAAACAGUAGAAGUAGAAGUAGAUCACGUUCCAGACGGAGAUCAAGAAGUCGAUCACGUAGUACUCAUCGGGAACGGCGACGACGUAGCAGCUCCGGCAGUCGUUCUCGUCAUUCAUCAAGGAAAGGCUCUCCAACUGAGAGAGACAAACAGAAGGGUAAGCAAGCUAAGGACGAAAAAACUAGCUCCGAUUCGGCACCAUCCAACUUGUUGAAACAAAAGAUGCAGAAGGCACUAGAAAAUGCUUCUGGAGCACCAGUAUCCACAGAAACAACUUCCAAGAAGAAUGAAGUGAAUGAAGAUGAUCCUGAGAUGAAAAAAGAGUUGAAGAGACUCGAAAAGGAUAGCUUUCGUCAGACAGCAUUCAAAUCUUCUCGUUGGGACCUGAACCCAGUUAAGUCAAGUUCUACAAGCUCUAGGCCGGUGUCACUUGAUCAGAGCCAUGAUAUGGCAAUUUUUGGAGGCUCAGUAACAAAUGGCUCGGCACAUCCAACUCUACAGCACCCUAACGUUGCUGCUCUUCUUUACAGACCCAACUGGAAACUAACUUGUGAAAGUUUAAGGGCCUCACCGAAAGAGAAAAUGGAUCGAUGGAUUGAGAAGCUACAAAUGUGGCGGAAAAAACGCAUAGACGAGGCAGAAUAUACUUGACACGAUUAGGAAAAAAUUGUUUAAUAAUAAAUAGAGCUAACCUGAAAUUAAAGCAACCUUGGAUUGUACACUUUACAGAUGAACCACCAGUGCAAGUAACUUUUUACUGCCUUUUAAUUAUUUUUGUGACUAUGAUGUGGUGAAUGUGAGCCAGUAUUUAUAGUUUCAUGCCUGUUGGAUGUGUAAACAUCCUGAACUGCCAUCCUUUAAUAGGCUGUAAAGCGUGUGAAGUCUCAUUUAUAUCUACGGUAUGCUAUAAGUGGUUAAGGAUAAUAUUAUGUGUCUUCUGUAAUACUGUACUACUGUAUAUGUGUACAUUGUAUGUUGGAUUGUUGCAAAGACUGUUAUAUUUUUUUUAUUACUGCAUUAUCAUUAUGUUUGAUGGGAAUAUUACCUUUCCAAGGUAGAACAAGAUUGAUACUUUCCUGUAUAAAUUGAUUGAUUAAAGUACAAUUCUCUGGAUUUUAUAUGACUCUAUUGUACAAUUUGGGUUUCAAAUCAUGAAGAUAAAAUAUAAUUAAUUUUGUUUUAAACUGUAAACUGAUUAAUUAAUGACAGAUUAAAAACAAAUGAAAUUGUUUUUCCGUAACCUGAGGUAAUUCAAUAAAUACUUGGUUUACAUCAAUUCUGCUAGAAAAUUGCAUAAAGUUACCGGUAAUUUAGGUAGGGACAUGGAGUACUUUAGGGCUUUAGAUUAUAUUAGUUUUUUAGCAGAAUAGAACUAGUACUAUCAAAGUGAUGCUGAAGUGCUCCAUGCAUUCAUUUAAUUAUUUAUAUUGUACUUGUACAUGGGGCUAGUCAUGCCAAAAUAAGCAUUCUCCAAAUUUUAAGAAAUUUACUGGAUUCGACUUCUUGCCAAAGUUUGAGUUAAAAGUAUUACAGCUUCUCUGUACUAAAGUAUACAAUACUGUCACAUUCUUAUGCUAAUUACUCAGUUUAACAUUUAGUGACAGUACACAGGUUUUGGGAUGGCAAACCUCAUAAUUUAGUCCUGGAAUGAUUACUUGAGAACUUUGGGAAGGCCUUUACUAUAGCAAGCGAUAUUUGGUCUCUCCUGGGCUAUGGCAGUUGGUCUUUUUUUUUUUUUUUUUCGAAGUAAGGCUUUGUGCUUCCAGCCAAGAUGUUGUGGGUCUGAUUCCAAUACAGGUCACAUUGCCCGUAUCUUGGCUCGACACUUUAUCCAUAUUUGUCGCUCUACACAGGAGGACAAGUGUUCCUGUUUAGAUGUGAAUAUUUUGAAAAGACAAAGGGUAAAUGAUUAUGCACUUGGCAAUUGUAAUCCCAGCCUGUUGUCUAUGACUACAUACAUACAGUCCUGGGCACCAUUUUAACAUACUUCUUUCCUGUUUAAAUCCCGGCUAUUUUGCAGUACAAAUACCGGAAAACCUGGCUACUCUGAUGUUUAAAAUUCCUGACCAUUUCAAGCCUGUUACAUUCCUGGGUUAGUUCCAGAUUCAACGCAGUGCUAUAGGGACACAGAUGUCUGUACCUCCCCAGCUCAGUCAUAGCUAGUGCGCUGCUAUUGUGCAUAUCUGGGGAGGAGGGCCCAGGAUUACAAUUGACAAGUGUAUUAUCUGUGCUUUGGAAGUUUCCUAAAUAGAUAGUGCAUCAUAAGUGCUGGGUUAUUCUUAUCAACAUAUGGACCUAGUAAGUAAAUCGGCAGUAUCAUCUACGUAGAUUAUAAAAAAUGCUCGGUUAAGUUUCUGUCUAAAUGUUAUAUCUGUUAUACUAAAUUGUCAUUUCUUUCAAAAUUGCACUAGACGGACUGGUACUAUUAUUGUUAACAACACUGUACUAUUAAUAUUUCAGUUAUUACAAAUAUAUGACUAUUACAUAUUAUAUUUAUUAAUAAUUAUAAUUGUUAUUGUUUUUAUUGUAUGAUGUGAUAAUUUUCGUUCACAUUGUAUGUUGUUAAUUUUACUAAUGAUGUAAUAAAGACAAUAAAUACAUGUUUUAUAAAA
Molecule: messenger RNA, 3223 nt
Organism: Anneissia japonica
Lineage: Eukaryota; Metazoa; Echinodermata; Crinoidea; Comatulida; Comatulidae
Product: arginine/serine-rich coiled-coil protein 2-like
Exons: 7
Coding region: 351-1262 (303 amino acids)
Source: RefSeq, a predicted model, not a curated record